AUGGAUAUUGACUCGAGACCGUUUGAAUCGGUGAACGUGGGACUGACGAAUGUAGAAGCAGGGAAAGACAGGUUCACAAGCCAUGGGAUGUUCCAUCCUCCUCCCAUAGCCUAUUGGAGAAACAAUCUGACCGCUCUGUCCCAACGUUACAAUCUAUACUUUGUCGCAACGCGGAAUUCCAUCGUGGUCUACAAGCCCGAAUUUCCUUUCCAGGAACUUCGGCGAAUGCCAUGCCUUGUCAUACUGCCGACUCUUGCGAACCCGGAAGCUCAAGGCUAUAUUGACCCGCAUUCGCCUCAUGAUAUCGAUCAUCUAAUGGUGGGAGAUUUGGGAACGGAGGAAAUCCUCCUGCUGGCAACAGAUUCCGGCAAUGUCACGGCUUAUUACACCAAGUCGCUCGAGGCCGCCAUAAACAGAGCACCGCCCCUGCGGCCGCAUCCACGAAGCGACCAUUUAGGAGUCAGGGCAUUCUUUGCACAGUGGGUCUGUGAGUCCGCCUGGGGGCUCAGUAUCCAUACCCACGCGCGCAUGAUUGCAGUAUCGGCAAACACUUCUUAUCACGUCCAGAGCGGUGAUCCUUGCUCCAAGGUCACCGUCUUCGCAUUCGCGUUGACGCAAGAAGGGCAAACGGACGGGGAUGACGACGAUGACGAUGCGAUGGACGCAGGUUUCGAGGCCGGCGAACACUCCAGACAGCCCGAUUGGCAUGAGUGGGAAGGAAAUGGUUCAGACGACUUCCUCCCUCCACGAGAUAGGAACUACAAGAUCACGUUAGGCGGCAUUGAUGGACACGAUUACAAUAUUCCGAGCAUCUCCUUUGUGAAUACGGGCCAGGAUCUAGAAGGCAAGUGGUUGUUGAGCACCGACAUCGGAGGCAUGAUGAAGAUGUGGCAGAUCUGGCAGGGCAGGUGCAUCAAGACGUGGGACCUGGCUGAGAGGAGAACUCGUUCAGCCUUCUUCAGAAGACCUGAAGGCGGCUGGCUUGUUGCUGCCCUGGAUCCUCGUGCUUUCCGGCUAGCAGAGACGAUGGACGAAUUCUGCGGACAUUCCAGAGCUCCCCAGUAUCAUGGACACGUUGGUGAGAGCUACGAUAUCACUCACAUAGUCCGAGUCCGCACGCCGGGGCAUAGCGCCACUUUUCCGCGGCUGGACGGGCAUCCGGAAGAAGAGAGCGCCGAUGAAGAGAACCUGGAGCCUUUGAUCUCCUGGUCGGACAUGGACCGCAGCGAUGUCGAGGAUGACGAAACCACGCUGAACGAGUUCUCCACCUUGGUUGGCCACCGCGAUCCGACUGAGAGCUUUUCAGACACGUCCAUCGAUAAUUCCGAGAGCGACGCAGCUAAUGGGCCAACAGUGGCGGGGGAGGUUCCAACCGCAAGCCUGGAAGAAGGAUCUGAUCGUGACAUGAGUUCUCCUACUACCGGUGAAGCAGAGUCAUCCUCGACCGAUAUUGUGCAGCCUCAGGACUUCCCUUCCGAUUUGGAUGCUUCUGAGGGCGCCGAGAGUUCAAGUCACUCACACUCGGAGGCAGCAGGACAGAGUGAACCGGCUGGUCAAUCCAGCUCUUUGCGUCCAUCCAAUGUCACCAGCCGGCAUAGCCGCUAUACCGAUGAUGAUGCCUCAGGUGUAGAUGUGGAUUCGUCACUGCAAGGGCAAGCUUCUUGGACGGCACAACUCAAGCGCAAUUCCAAGGCCAAUGCUUGGGAUGUUCGCAAGGUCCGCGCCGACACCACUCCCCCGCCCAUACCUGUGCUGCACUGUAGCGCCUCGAAUCUCAGGCUUAUAAUUGCACCGGAAGCAGACAGUGCCCACCUAUUCUGUGCCAAUAUUCUCAAACAGGUUCUGCCACAAGAGAUUGAACAGACGAGGCAUGCGCACCUUGACAGGCUGAACAUGAUGCAGGCGAUCCCGGAGUUGGGGGUUGUCAUCAUAGCUUCACAGCUUGGACGAUGUGCUGUUUGCAGCCUUACCAAGAACCAAAAGUCUGGGACGCUAGGGUUGCGGGUCGAUUGGACUCUGCCCACGCAGAAGCAAGAGGCACGAAGGCUUCGACCUUUCCUGCCGCUCCUGGGUAUGGCGACUUCACCCAUCCAAGGCCAUUUGAAGAGCGAAGAUGACACAGCCGGCUACCCGGAUGAUUCUCCGGUCGAAUGGGGCUCAGACGGUGCUGUAGAUGGCGUGCCAACGACGUUUGAUCCUACAGUCAUUGUCGUCCGCGAAUGCGAAAUCCCAGAAAGCGAUCAGCAUCAUCAAAGGGCCGAUCGCGAGACCGACCACGACAGUGAUCAUCAAUUGAAAAGAAAGAGGCCGUCAUAUGACUCCGACACCGAGUCAGGCUCCAAGGUGAGCAUAGAAACCAGCAGAUGGGACACCCCUUCGAGCAGAGAAUCAUGGCAAACAACGGAGAGCAGCCGCAGGUACAGACUGAUGCUUACUUAUAUGGAUAUGACUGUCUUGACUUAUGAGAUCUCACGAGGGGUAGAAAGGCAUGAUAUUGAUCAGGAAGAGACGUCGACAUUGGACAUGGUAGAUUGA
Capronia coronata CBS 617.96 is the source of this 2535-nucleotide messenger RNA. RefSeq lists its product as uncharacterized. Gene Ontology annotation, molecular function: protein binding. Bases 1 to 2535 code for a protein of 844 amino acids. The record is from RefSeq and is a predicted model, not a curated record. The transcript has a single exon. Lineage: Eukaryota; Fungi; Ascomycota; Eurotiomycetes; Chaetothyriales; Herpotrichiellaceae.